AUGAGGAGUCAUUCACCACAGGAUCAGAUCUAUGGCCCUCUCUCUAUUCCUGCAUAUUGCUGGCCUAUCAUUGACACACCAGAAUUUCAAAGAUUAAGAAAUGUUUAUCAACUUGGUGGAGUUGUGUACGUUUAUCCGGGAACAAAUCACAGCAGAUUCGAGCAUUCUCUUGGUUGUGCUCAUCUUGCAGGUGUAUGGAUGAAUCAUUUCAAGAAGACUCAGCCAGAGUUAAAUAUUCUCGAGAAAUACGAAAAAGCAGUUAUUAUUGCUGCUCUCUGUCAUGAUCUUGGCCAAGGACCGUACAGUUAUGUAUUUGACCAAGCAGUUGCUCAAGAGAAUCCGUAUUGGAAGCAUUCAGAAAUGUCAGCAAAAAUUUUGAAAUUAAUCAACGAAAAAUAUUCAUUAAACAUCGAAUCUGAUGUAUUAGAUGCAGCAUGUGAAUACAUAAAAGGCGACGAAUACAACACUUUUCCUAAAUAUUUAGCUUCAAUCGUACAUAAUCAGCAAUGUGACAUUGAUGUUAAUAAAUUCGACUACCUUUCACGUGAUAUGAAUCGUGCAUUGAAUACUGGCUCAUUCAUUUAUGACAGACUUAUUUAUAACAGCCGUGUAAUUGAUGAUCAACUUUGUUGGAAGUUUUCAGAAAUACCAACAAUCGAAAUGUUCUUUUAUAACUUCAAUGAUAUGGCAGAGCGGGUUUACAAGCACAGAGUUGUUCAAGCAAUCGAAUUAAUGAUUAUGGAUAUUUUCGACGUCUUCUUUGAGAAAGUCGACAUUACAGAACUUACGCAGGAUCCAAAUGUCUUCGUUCAGUACGAUGACCGUAUCCUUUAUUCAGUAGAGUUGAACGAAUACGGAGAAAAAGCGAAAAAUAUCUCAGAUCGAAUCAUCAGACGCGAUCUUUACAAGUUUAUUGGCGAAGUACGUAUUGCUCCAAAGAAUUCCGGUGGAGAAAAGUACAGCCAACGCCAUCCAAAGAGUAUCGAAGAAGAUAUCGUCGAAAAAGUCGACGGAUUGACAACAGAUGACAUCCGUGUUGUAUCAUCUAGGUUUAGAUAUGGAUUAACACGCGAUCGCCAUCCUUUGCUUUGCAUUCCUUUCUGGAAAGAAGAGAAUCAAAAGAUUUUCCUUACAAAAGACCAAAUUUCUGCUAUCAAUCCUGUCUAUUUCUCUCAGUCUAUGAUGCGUGUCUUUGUCACAAACAAAGAGAAGAAAGCUUUGGCAACUCAGGCAUAUGAAAAAUGGAAACAAUCUGUUCCUUCGUUAUAA
Molecule: messenger RNA, 1269 nt
Organism: Trichomonas vaginalis G3
Lineage: Eukaryota; Parabasalia; Trichomonadida; Trichomonadidae
Product: dGTPase protein
Exons: 1
Coding region: 1-1269 (422 amino acids)
Biological process (GO): dGTP catabolic process
Cellular component (GO): nucleus
Molecular function (GO): dGTPase activity
Source: RefSeq, a predicted model, not a curated record